GCCUGUGUCAUUGUCUCACAAUGGAAGAGAUGAAGAACAGUGAUACCCAACUGCCCACAAGUAGGCAGAAGCCUAUAAAGACUGAGUGGAAUUCCCGAAGCGUCCUGUUCACCUAUUUCCAGGGGGAUAUCAGCAGUGAAGUGGAUGAGCACUUCUCCAGAGCUCUGAGCAAUAUUAAGAGGCCCCAGGAAUUGAGCCCCUUGAGCCACAGUGACGAAGUGAUCCUGAAGAAUGAUAGUGACAUGCCUCCGAAUCACUGGCGUUUCUCUUCUCCCUGGACAAAGCCACGGCCAGAAGCAUCCCUUGCAACUCCUGCCACCACCAGCAGAUUGAGCAUGUGUGAUCCCAUGCCUAUGGAUCACUACCCACUGGCCCUGGCAGAGACCCCCCCUGCUCAGCCUAGGGAUCUGUGGCAUUUCCCGCCCCUAGCAAGCCCCAGCUCCCCAGAGCCUGGCUAUGCUCAAGCAUUUCCUAGUGGGCCCCUGAUUCCAGGGCCUCACCCUGCUAGGAAAUGUGAGCCCUUCCUAAGUUUCCUCCAGCAGGACAGAUGCCUAAAUUGUCCUCAGGAAUCUGUCAUGAGAGAAGACUACAACCCUGUCCAGCUAGGUGGAAGCACAGGACUGUUCUUCAACCUGCCUCCCAGCUCAGUACACUGUAAAAAGCUGUAUGUCCCCCCGAGUCAUGGACCUGUGAGUCCUAGCCUUGCAAAUGAAACACUGAACCCUUGGAGCCACCCAAGUGGAUACCCGCCGCAUUUUCAGUCAAGCUGGAGGAACAAGGCGAGGGUUGGCCCAAGAUACGGCAGUGAGACCUCAAUGAAGGUUGCUCCAGAUCAAAUGAUGAUUCCUCAAGCUCACUCACCUCCCCAGUCUGGUAGACAGCCUUGUAUUUAGUGUGAGCUGGGUAGUUGCCCUGCAACAAUCCUGGAAGCCCCUGCUAUCAGUCUGCCACAUUUAUACCCCACUUGCUCUUGCAUGAUAGCUCAGAAAGUGAAUCAUAAUAAAGCUGCAUUAU
Molecule: messenger RNA, 1014 nt
Organism: Cavia porcellus (domestic guinea pig)
Lineage: Eukaryota; Metazoa; Chordata; Mammalia; Rodentia; Caviidae
Gene: Vgll1
Product: vestigial like family member 1
Exons: 4
Coding region: 21-893 (290 amino acids)
Biological process (GO): regulation of transcription by RNA polymerase II
Cellular component (GO): nucleus
Source: RefSeq, a predicted model, not a curated record